Molecule: messenger RNA, 1179 nt
Organism: Chiroxiphia lanceolata (lance-tailed manakin)
Lineage: Eukaryota; Metazoa; Chordata; Aves; Passeriformes; Pipridae
Gene: C1QTNF5
Product: C1q and TNF related 5
Exons: 3
Coding region: 145-876 (243 amino acids)
Molecular function (GO): protein binding
Source: RefSeq, a predicted model, not a curated record
GGAGGAGGGGGGGGGUGGAGAGGCUGCCUCUCCCAGGGCCUUCGUCAGAGCGAAGUGGCCGGGAAGAGCCGCAGCCCUUCCACCCAGGAGAGCACGAGCACCGGGGCAGGAGCUUUGGGACCGCACCCUUCCACGGCGGACGAGAUGAAGCAGCUCUUCCUCCUCCUCCUGCUCGGGCUCAUCACCAGCUCCUUGCAGAUCGAAGACAACAAGAUCCCUGGGCUGUGCUCGGGGCAGCCAGGAAUCCCAGGGACUCCGGGCCUGCACGGGGGCCAGGGUCUGCCAGGCAGGGAUGGACGAGAUGGCCGGGAUGGUGCCAGGGGGAUGCCCGGGGAGAAGGGCGAGAUGGGCCCUCCUGGAGUGCCCGGUCCCCGCGGGGAGGUGGGCAGCCCCGGUGUGGACGGGCUGCACGGCGAGAAGGGGGCGCAGGGCGAGUGCGCGGUGGCCCCUCGCUCCGCCUUCAGCGCCAAGCGCUCCGAGUCGCGCAGCCCCCCCCUGCCCGACCAGCCCAUCCUCUUCGACGUGGUGCUCAUCAACGAGCAGGGCCACUACGACCCCGCCUCGGGCAAGUUCACCUGCGAGGUGCCCGGGCUCUACUACUUCGCCGUGCACGCCACCGUGUACCGCACCAGCCUGCAGUUCGACAUCGUCAAGAACGGCCAGACCGUCGCCUCCUUCUUCCAGUACUACGGGAACUGGCCCAAGCCCACCUCGCUCUCGGGGGGCACCCUGGUGCGCCUGGAGCCCGAGGAUGAGGUGUGGGUGCAGGUGGGAGUGGGGGACUACAUCGGCUUCUACGCCAGCGUGAAGACGGACAGCACCUUCACCGGCUUCCUCGUCUACUCCUACUGGCAGAACUCCCCCGUCUUUGCCUGAGCUCGCCCUCGGCUGGGGAUGUGCCCCUUCCCAGCCCCCAGUGUGGUGGGAGCCAGGGCACCGGAACCCCUGCCCUGCUCGGGGCAAGGAACACAGCCCCUCUGCCAUGCCGGGUGUGGCGAGGAGCGCCCCUCGAGCUCACUAUUAUCUCGGGCAUUUGGCUCUGGAGGAGCCCCAUCCCCUGGUUGUGCAGUACCCACCGCACGGUGCAGCUCCCUGCCGCUCCCCGGCCGGGUCUGUGGGUCAGGAGACCGUCCCGGGGGUCCUGCCCCAGCCAUACCCUCAAUAAAGGGCUGCUCAGCC